AUGAUCACCGUUCACCACCUAGGGAUCUCACAAUCAGAGCGAAUUGUGUGGCUCUUCGAAGAGCUGGGCAUCGAGUACAAGUUAGUCAACCACACACGAGCGCCUAUGAUGGCGCCCGACUCGCUCAAGUCAGUACCGGGAAACAAGACUGGUAAAAGCCCGUUCAUCGAAGACUCUGACGCUGGCAUCACUCUUUCAGAGUCGGCCGCUAUCUGUGAUUACAUUACUCGGAAGUAUGGCAAUGGGAAGCUGGUGCUGGAACCGUCCUCGCCUGACUUCUCUCAUUUCAUGUAUUGGUUCCAUUAUGCAAAUGGCAGCUUUCAGCCAGCAUUCAGUCUGUCGAUGAUAGUCAACUUGAUUCCAGACCUUCCUGAAGACUCAAUGGUGAAACAUUUGUCGCAGAAUCGACUGAACGCCGCACUCAAGUUGAUGAACGAUAGAUUGGAGACCAAUAAGUGGCUUGCUGGAGACCAAUUCACGAUCGCCGACAUUAUGAGCGUGUACAGCGCGACUACUCAGCGAUACUGGGGGCCGGCAGUGAGCUACAAGGAGUACCCAAACAUUACGAGGUGGCUGAAGGACUGUGCAGCCAGACCGGGCUAUCAGAGAGCGAGAGAGAAGGGCGAUCCAGAAAUGAAAGACCUGAUUGAUGAGGAUGCUCCUGAAACGAGUCUAUUGGUGACAGAUGGUGUCAACGCCGGUCAUUGGAAGAAAUGA
Molecule: messenger RNA, 717 nt
Organism: Cyphellophora attinorum
Lineage: Eukaryota; Fungi; Ascomycota; Eurotiomycetes; Chaetothyriales; Cyphellophoraceae
Product: Glutathione S-transferase 3
Exons: 2
Coding region: 1-717 (238 amino acids)
Source: RefSeq, a predicted model, not a curated record